Trichomycterus rosablanca is the source of this 3954-nucleotide messenger RNA. It is a transcript of the gene tpcn2, whose product is annotated as two pore segment channel 2. Gene Ontology annotation, cellular component: lysosomal membrane. Gene Ontology annotation, biological process: endocytosis involved in viral entry into host cell; monoatomic ion transport; calcium-mediated signaling. The transcript has 25 exons. Gene Ontology annotation, molecular function: ligand-gated sodium channel activity; voltage-gated channel activity; intracellularly phosphatidylinositol-3,5-bisphosphate-gated monatomic cation channel activity. The coding region runs from base 86 to 2395 and encodes 769 amino acids. The record is from RefSeq and is a predicted model, not a curated record. NCBI's taxonomy places the organism in Eukaryota, Metazoa, Chordata, Actinopteri, Siluriformes, Trichomycteridae.
UGGAUCUGUACAGCGUCUGAUAGUUCGUCCUAAUACAUCAUAUAAGUGAGUUGUUGAGGUUGACCAAAGUUUUAAUUAGGACCGAAUGGAAUCGGAACCGCUGAUAUCGGACAAAAGUAGGGAGUCGGUGGAUUAUGGAUCUCGACAUGAUAGUCAAUCAGAACCGGAUUCACCGAGGACCAGAUCACUCUCUAAUGUAGCUGAGGACUCAGUGCGUGUUGAGCAAAGUGAUGAAGACUUGUAUAUCCAGCAAGCAGUUGUAUUCAUUGAGGAUGCCAUCCAGUAUCGGUCCAUUAACCACAAGGUGGAUUCCCAGUCUUUGCGCCUUUACCGAUGGUACUACUCCAGGAUAUGUCAGUGGGGUCUUGGCUUUGCCAUCGGUGUAGUGCUGGCUUUGGCCUUCAUAGAGAAACCUUCCUCUAUCACCUACACAUCAGACCUUCGCUUCAGGCCUAAACCCUGGGAGGCACCAUGUGGCAUGACCGAGGCUAUAGAGUUGGUGUGCCUCUGCAUAUUCAUCACAGAUGUUGUUGUCAAGGGUUAUCUGAUUGGAUGGGAGGAGUUCCAGAUGAAUAAAUGGCUGAUUUGCUAUGUGGUGGUAAUAGCAGCGUCAGUGAUCGACUGCAUGAUAUCUGUUGCGAUGCUCUGUAAUGAGACCAUUCGAGUCAGAAGAUUGAUUCGGCCGUUUUUCCUUUUGCAAAACUCUUCUUUGAUGAAGAAGACUCUGAAAUGUAUAAAGAGAACUCUUCCAGAGAUUGCAAGUGUGAUCCUGCUGCUGGCGCUCCACCUGUGCUUAUUUACCAUGAUUGGUAUGCUGAUCUUCCCCAAAUCUGAGGACAAAGAUAAGAAUGGAGAAUGGGAGGCCUACUUCACAAACCUGCCUACAGCCUUGUCCUCUCUGCUAGUGUUGCUGACAACUGCAAACAAUCCAGACGUGAUGGUACCAGCGUACUCUGUGAAUCGAGCUUAUUCGAUAUUUUUCAUACUUUUCAGCGUAUGUGGAACUUACAUCUUGAUGAAUUUACUUACUGCUAUUAUUUACAACCAGUUUCGGGGCUAUCUGCUGAUGUCAGUGCAGGCCUCCAUACUAAGGAGACGUUUGGGUAUCUGGGCUGCAUUUGAGGUGCUGUGCUGCCAGGGUUUAGAUCACAGCAAUUUUUCUGAUGAUCAUGUAGAAAGGGUACGUGUGGACAUGGUGCUGCAGGUCAUGAGAAAAGUGCAGAUGAAAUCAUACUAUAAAGAAAAUGUCAUCAAGGCUGCUCAGCGGUUCUCAGAUGGCUUUAUUACUGGCGAGGAAUUUCAGAAGCUGUUUGACGAACUUGAUAAGGAGUAUAUUAAAGAGCACCCACCAAUGCCUGGAUAUAGCUCCCUCUUUCUACAGCGGGUCCAGAAGAUGGGCAGUCAUUACUACCUCACUGUGGUUGGAAAUGUGGUAGCUCUGGCCAACGUGAUAUGCAUUUGUACCAUAUUGGUGAUGGACUCAGACAAGACUGCAUCUGAGAGGGAUGGCUGCUACAUGGAGGUGAUCAAUUGGCUUUUCAUUCUCUACUACCUAAUAGAGAUGGUUCUGAAGGUUGCUGCCUUUGGUUGGAGAGGUUACGUCUCUUACAAAAACAACAUCUUUGAUGGCUUCUUCACAGUCCUUCUGCUGGUUCUGCAGAUUUUAAUUUUAAUCACAUACUGGAUUCCAUGUCAGAAAACGACGCCGACUCAGCGGGGACCCAUGCCUUUAUGGGAGAUGGUGCGACUGGUGAACAUGCUGAUUGUUUUUCGCUUCCUUAGGAUCAUUCCAGAAAUCAAGUUGAUGGCAUUAGUGGCUAGCACUCUUGUGGACCUUGUGAAAAAUCUGCGGGCUUUUGCUGGGGUUUUGGUGGUAGUGUACUAUGUGUAUGCUGUUAUUGGGAUCUGGCUGUUCCGUGGUGUUAUAUAUCCUCCAACCCAAAGUUCAAGUUCUGACAACAGUACAUCUAAUGUCACCAUGGAGUGUGGAUCUUUUGAACAACUAAACUACUGGCCCAACAACUUUGAUGACUUUGCUUCAUCUCUUGUGCUGCUCUAUAAUGUAAUGGUGGUGAAUAACUGGCAGGUCUUCAUGGAUGCUUUCACUAGAUACACCUCAGAGUGGUCGAAAGUUUACUUUGUGUCCUGGUGGCUCACCUCUUCUGUCAUGUGGGUCAACCUGUUUGUGGCACUUAUUCUGGAGAACUUUACCUACAAAUGGGAUAAAAGUUAUGCUCUGAGUGUGUCCGACGUGGAAAGAACACGCCAAGAGGCCACUGUACAGCACAUGUUCCGUGCGCACAUCCAAGAGCCAUCGAUGGAGGACGUACUGAACCAACUACAGCAUCAUCGUCAUCUCCACCUGCUCUCCAGCUCUCGGUCUCAUUUACAAUGACUAUGCUUGGACUGUUGCGGUUAAGGACUACUACCGUCAGGCAUGUUUCACAGUCUAAAGACACUGCCAUUUGCUGCUGGGUUUUAAGGUGUCUUGUUUUUUUUUUUUGCUGCACAUUUGCCAGCACUUUUUAAAAAGCAAUGUCAAAGUCAUAUUUUCAUUUUUUACUACUAUUUAUUUGUCUAGUUUUUAUUACAGAGCCAUUUAAGCCAUCUUAUUAGUCUAGUGCCAGAUCAGGUUUCAGGUUUGUUUUUAACAGAAUCCUUUAACUUAAUAUUGUUUGCCAAAUGACUAAAAGUCUUUAGCCAUGCUUGGUCGAGAAGCUCAAGCUAAACACAGGCUUUUCAGAGCCUUCAUGUUUUUAUAAGGGAAUUACACUGUAAGAUAUCCUGUUAUUUAUCACUUUACUCUCUCCACACUCUUUCGGUUCUACCUCUCACUUAGUCAAGCCAAAUACUGCUGGCAUCAAACUGCCAGAUCACAGACAGACAGCACGUCACGAUGCCCGACCGCUGUUACUGAAACUAUUCAGUCUUCCAUGCUGAGUUCUUGUUCGGAUUUUAAUACCACUCAGCCACUGGUGAUUUAGUUGGGAUGCCUGUUUAUUAUUAUAUUUUCACAAUUAUGGUUUAUUAGAUACACCGACAUUGAGUGAGAAUGUAUAUAAUAGUAUAGAAUUAUGAACUUGCUAUCUGUCUUGCUAUGCAAACACAGAAACACUGUGGGAAGGUUUUUUUGGGGUGGUGGACUGUUUUCAGCUGUAGCACUGACAUGGUAGUGAUACGGCAUUAUGUGUUACGCUGAUGCAAGUCUAUCCAGCAAAGCAGAUUUACUGUUUGUUGUUGUUGCUGUUUUUUUUUUAUUAUUAGACACUUUAGUUAGGAAUUAUAGAGCUUACAAACCAAACAUUAAAGCAAGCAUGUACUAAGCGUUAAAUAAAUUAACAUUUACAUUUUAUUAUGGCUUCACUUUUUUUUUUUUUUUCAAGGAAAUAGCUUUAAAUCAUAAGCAUGGUUAUAUUACUGAAGGAAAAGUAAAGUUUUCCAGAACACAUUAAUUUAAAUUGGCUGUUUUUGAUUAUAGAGACGUAUAGAGGUGUAAAGUUUGCUGUAACUUCUCUUAGGUUCCAGAAACUCCUGUCAAGUUACAAAACGAGCUGUUUGAUACCAUGUCCAAAAUGAGCUGAAAGCAAGCUAUAAAAUCUGUUUUUUUGUGGCUUUUGCAUGAUUUUUGGUCAUGAAUACUGUCUACUACCAUGUUUGGGGAAAAUGUAUGCCAUAUUAUAAACACAAACAUGCACACACAAACACCUGAUGUCAAUUAUAACAUUUGCAGGUGUGUGUUACUAAAGCAAUAAGCCACGAGAGACCGUAAAAUAUAAUAAAAUACAACGAUGUUCAAUUUAUAAAUGUUUUUAUUUACAAAAACACUUACAAAAAGCAUUCUUCCACGAAAUCAGGUAGUCCGUUAACAGUGUUGCUAUGCAACAUGAGGGCGAACAUAACAUUCACUUUUUCUUUUCAGUGGCGUAUUAAUAUGGAAUGAUGUGAGGUGGUCAU